This is a messenger RNA of Protopolystoma xenopodis, 567 nucleotides long. NCBI's taxonomy places the organism in Eukaryota, Metazoa, Platyhelminthes, Monogenea, Polystomatidea, Polystomatidae. The record is from the annotation of a GenBank genome assembly.
AUGCUGGCUGCCCAAAACAAUCACCCAUCCGUAGUUCGCUUGCUUCUUUCCCCCACGGCCAAUCUGAAUUUUGCCUCUGCGCUGGCUGUACGCAGGUCUUCCGCGUCUGCCUCGAACGCAUUCCCUUCCCCAACGAUUUCUGGCACAUUCGGCAUAAAAAGCAGCCAUGGCAAAAACCUAUGGCCUUUAGGUUCUGAAAUUAGAGAUUCAAGCACCCUUGCCUCGGGCAAUUUAUCUUCGGUAAUGUUGGUAGCAGAUGGGGAAGUUUCAAAGAAAGCGACAUCUGUGCUACGGUUGCACCAACCCCCAGCAUCAGGUGACCAGACCGCUCUUGACGGAGGUAAUCCGUUGGCUGCUGACCUGAGCUGGAUGCAAGCACGCUUAAACGCCUGCGAUGUCUACGGUAGGACAGCUCUGCAUCGUGCUGUUGCCAACGGGCACGAAGAAUGUGUGGAUAUUCUAAUAGAGGUAUUUAUCUUCUUUCCCUAUAUCAUAAAAUAUAGUGUUUUUCACUCAUAUAUUUUUAUUUGCAUAUCUAUUUUUGCUUAUAUUUGUCCAGUAGUCUGA